Messenger RNA from Labrus bergylta (ballan wrasse), 2310 nucleotides. It is a transcript of the gene dlx6a, whose product is annotated as distal-less homeobox 6a. Gene Ontology annotation, biological process: negative regulation of transcription by RNA polymerase II; cell differentiation; embryo development. The record is from RefSeq and is a predicted model, not a curated record. Lineage: Eukaryota; Metazoa; Chordata; Actinopteri; Labriformes; Labridae. Gene Ontology annotation, molecular function: RNA polymerase II cis-regulatory region sequence-specific DNA binding; DNA-binding transcription factor activity, RNA polymerase II-specific.
GUGUGAAGCUUGUCUGUAGGAAUUAUGCGUCUUUCCCAUCGUAUAUUAUUUCCCCCAUAGUUGUGGUGGGAGCUGGUAAGGUGGGUUAACUCCAGCUCAAGUCUCCGUGAAGCGCAGAGCUCUGAUGACGUUGGGUUGGAUGACCAAUCGGGAGGCGCUGCCCUUUGGAGACAAACCAUUUUACUUGUAGUGUCUGCAUCAAGUCUGGAAGCAAGGGCUCAAUUUUAACAGAAUCCACCUAAAAAUCUCGCCCUUAACUUAUGCCUACCUUUCGCCACUUUGGGUGAGAAUAUCACAAGACAAGGGGGGAAUAAAGGCGCGUGUGGAAAAUUCGGGUGUUAAUAGGACAAUAUCUGUUCCGCGGUGGAGAGGGGGAGAGAGACAACAGCACAGCGAGAGAGAGAAAACCGAUUUGGUCUUGAGAGAGAGGGGGGUGAGUGCUCUCAAGGCAGAAAAUUCGAUGAUGACCAUGACUACGAUGGCUGACGGUCUGGAGCCUCAGGACUCGUCCAAGUCUGCGUUCAUGGAGUUUGGGCAGCAGUCGCACUCACAGCAGAGCUCCCCGUCAAUGGCCGGCGGACACUACCCGCUGCACUGUCUCCACUCCGGCUCACACGCGCACCACCAGCACGACAACACCGCGUACACCGGGACCAACACCUACAACAGGUCGUUACCUUACCCAUACGUGAGCCACGCGCACCACAGCCCGUACCUGCCGUCUUAUCACAACAACACGGGAGGACAGACGAGGCUAGACGGCACAGAGCAGCAGAAGACGACGGUGAUUGAAAAUGGGGAAAUUCGUUUUAAUGGAAAAGGCAAGAAGAUUCGCAAACCUCGGACAAUUUAUUCCAGUUUGCAGCUGCAAGCACUGAACCACCGUUUCCAGCAAACACAGUACCUCGCUUUACCGGAGCGCGCGGAGCUGGCUGCCUCUCUAGGACUGACACAGACCCAGGUAAAGAUCUGGUUCCAGAAUAAGAGGUCAAAGUUCAAAAAGCUGCUGAAGCAAGGCGGCAACCCGCACGAAAGCGACCCUAUCCCGGGCUCCAUGUCCCUCUCCCCACGCUCUCCCACUAUCCCUCCAAUCUGGGACGUCACGGCCUCUUCCAAAGGAGUAAACAUGCCGGCCAACAGCUACAUGCCCGGCUACUCUCAUUGGUAUUCCUCCCCACAUCAAGAUUCAAUGCAGAGAUAGACUCAUGUGGAGGCAGAGGAGGCCUUCGGAUCUUCUCCAUGCCGUUUCCCCCAAACCCCCCACCCCCCACCCCAACGUAGCCUACAAAUCGUGUGAGCGCAGAGACUAGAGAGGAAAGGAGACAAACCCCUCUUCUGCUGCUCCAAUGACGGAUAAAACUGCAGCCAAGACCUCGGUGUGAUGACACAAACAAGGGAACUAACCGUUUUUUUAAGCUGUUGAGUGGGCUCGCCUAUUUGUUAUGCUUUCAUUCUUGUCAACAUCUGAACAUCAAUAUACCAAAUAUUAUCAAUGAUAUUUUGGCCACGUUUUGGGCCAAAGACUGAGAACUCUCUAUGCGCUUUAGCGCCCAGAACCUUCAGCCAUGAUGGACUCCUGACUGCUUUUAUUUUUGGUUUGUUUCUCAAUCAUGCAAAAGCAAGCAAAUUGUCUGUCUGUAAAUAUAAUCUGCGAUUUAAGUUGUACAUACACUUUUUAUGUUUUGUGAGAUUGAGUAAACCGUGACUCAAAGCAGAUGCCUGCUGUUGCAUGAUUUCAAAAAAUUCAUUUAAGGCCCCUUUUCCAUGCUUCAUAUUGGGCCAACAUCCCAUUUCAAAAUUCUUAUUUCCCGUCCCCCUGGUGUGCACGAGCUUCUCCCAGACAUUUGAACAUUAGCUGAUGACACAUUUCUGCAGUGAAAAGCCCAUUUGAAUGAACCCAAAGCGCUCAAAACCCCACAGUAUAUAGAUUUAUCAAACAGCGGAGGAAAUUAACUUACCCUGCACCGCUGCUGCCUACAUUCACCCCGAAAGACAUUUGCUCCAGGUCCAGCUCAUCUUGUCAUUUCACCCUCAAUUAUUAGAAGUAUUGACAAAAUGUUUUCUCCCUUCUCUCCGUCCUAAUGCAGGACGUUAAAUGCCAAGCUCCACGGGAUCGAUGUUUGAACAAAGCAGCCAGCUGCAGCAGCGUUCAAUAUGAAGGAGAUAUUUGGGACAAUUUGUGGGUUUUUAUCCAAGUGAGGCUUUUUUUCCAUUCUCAUAAAUGCAGGCAUAAUUAGGGUAAUUUUUGAUGUAGCCCGCUGAUUACAGCGUUUUUACCGUCAAAGAUAAUUACCUGUAAUUUUCUACCAC